AUCCCGGUGACCCUCAACAUGAAGAUGGUUAUGCCCUCCUGGUUUGACUUGAUGGGGUUGACUCCGGAUGCACCUGAGGAUGAAGCUGGAAUCAAGAAAGCUGCAGAAAACAUUAAAGCAAUUAUCGAGCACGAGAUGAAGAACGGAAUCCCAGCCAACCGCAUCAUCCUGGGGGGGUUCUCACAGGGCGGCGCGUUGUCGCUGUACACGGCUCUCACCUGCCAGCACCAGCUGGCCGGCAUCGUGGCCCUCAGCUGCUGGCUCCCGCUGCACAAGGGCCUCCCCCAGGCAGCGAAUAACGGUGUGAACAAGGACAUCGCUAUCCUGCAGUGCCACGGGGAGAUGGACCCCAUGAUCCCCGUCCGCUUCGGGGCCCUCACUGCUGAGAAGCUGAAAUCUGUCGUCACUCCCGCCAAGGUCCAGUUCAAAACCUACCCUGGUGUGAUGCACAGUUCCUGUCCUCAGGAGAUGAUGGCGGUGAAGGAGUUCAUUGAGAAGCUGCUGCCCCGGAUCUAA
Apaloderma vittatum (bar-tailed trogon) is the source of this 516-nucleotide messenger RNA. RefSeq names its product acyl-protein thioesterase 2. Gene Ontology annotation, molecular function: palmitoyl-(protein) hydrolase activity; carboxylic ester hydrolase activity. Gene Ontology annotation, cellular component: cytoplasm. The transcript has 6 exons. Gene Ontology annotation, biological process: protein depalmitoylation. The coding region runs from base 19 to 516 and encodes 165 amino acids. The record is from RefSeq and is a predicted model, not a curated record. Lineage: Eukaryota; Metazoa; Chordata; Aves; Trogoniformes; Trogonidae.